GGGUAGAAGGGUCUGGGAUUCCUUUAUGAGGUGCAACCAAAACAGCUGUUAGAAAUAGCAACCGGGAUAUUCUGGCAGGCUGUCGAGAAUUAGUUCUUGAAUACUGUUGUGGUUUUGAUCACUAAAAUGGCUGUGACUUUUGGACUCUCUUUGAGUGUUUCUUGGAUUUGUUGCCUGCUAAUUGGAGGGAUAACUUGUUUUACACUUAAAGGUAACGCUCAUGGGCAUCCUGCCUACACUGGACCUGAACCAACUGGAUCGUAUGCCCAAGCAAGUGUGGUGUCUGGUCCAAAUGCUAAAGCUACUGGCCAAAAUGCCACGUCAGCAGAAGCUACUGGCCACAAUGCCACGUCAGCAGAAGCUACUGGCCACAAUGCCACGUCAGCAGAAGCUACUGGCCACAAUGCCACGUCAGCAGAAGCUACUGGCCACAAUGCCAUGUCAAGUGUAAAGUCCGGCCCCGGCGCCUCAGCAGAAGCAACAGGCCCCAGCGCCUCAGCAGAAGCAACAGGCCCCGGCGCCUCAGCAGAAGCAACAGGCCCCGGCGCCUCAGCAGUAGCGUCCGGCCCCGGCACCUCAGCAGUAGCAACAGGCCCCGGCGCCUCAGCAGAAGCGACAGGCCCCCGCGCCUCGUCAGCAGAAGCUACUGGCCACAAUGUCACGUCAGCAGAAGCUACUGGCCACAAUGCCAUGUCAAGUGUAAAGUCCGGCCCCGGCGCCUCAGUAGAAGCAACAGGCCCCGGCGCCUCAGCGACUGUGGGCCUGGAGUAA
This is a messenger RNA of Oncorhynchus kisutch (coho salmon), 771 nucleotides long. Its product is annotated as polysialoglycoprotein-like. The record is from RefSeq and is a predicted model, not a curated record. The transcript has 4 exons. Bases 127 to 771 code for a protein of 214 amino acids. Lineage: Eukaryota; Metazoa; Chordata; Actinopteri; Salmoniformes; Salmonidae.